UGUGUUGUGUGUUAUGUUGGUGCGAACACCGGUCUGGAUGUUGGUUUAGCUGCCUUCUGUCUGUGAGGAUUGCUUCAAAGCAAGAACAGCAGCAACAUGGGAUCGGUAAUGUAUGAGAUCAUGCAGCAGGAGAUCAGGCCCCUGCUGGCUGUAGACAUCAUAGAGCAGCUUCAUCGCCAGUUUGCCUUGCUCUCAGGAGGACGAGGGAAAGAUGGUGCCCCCAUCAUCACCUUCCCAGAGUACUCAGGCUUUAGCGAAGUGCCAGAGGAAGACUUCCUCAAUGUAGUUACUUACCUGACCAGCAUCCCCAGUCUGGAUGCUGCCAGUAUCGGCUUCAUUAUCAUCAUCGACAGGCGGAAGGACAAAUGGAGUUCAGUAAAGGCCUCUCUAUCAAGGAUCGCUGGGGCAUUUCCAGGAAACCUGCAGCUGGUAUUGGUGCUGAGGCCGUCCAGGUUCUUCCAAAGAGCUAUAGCAGAGAUCGGGAUCAAGCUGCACAAGGAUGACUUUAAAAUGAAGAUUGUGAUGCUGAACUCUCUGUCAGACCUACAUGGCUAUGUGGAUAGAGGCCAGCUGACCCGGGAGCUAGGAGGAAGUCUGGAGUACUGUCACAGUCAGUGGAUACACCACCGAACUGCCAUAGAAAACUUUGCCAUGACAGUGAAAACCACAGCCCAGAUGUUACAGAAGUUUGGGACAGACCUGGCAGAGACAGAGCUGCCCAAUGACGUCCAGUGCACCAAAGACCUGCUCACAGCACACAACGACAAACACAACAACCUCAAGGAUGAACUGAAACUAGCUUUGAAACAGGGCACCACCUUGUUAGGUUGUAUCAAGGAGCAGGCAGCUAAGUCAGAGAAUAACAAACUCAACCCAGAUGAGAUGGAGAACCAAACCACUGUGGAAAGGCUCCUAGCCCAGCUGGAUGAGACAGAGAAUGCCUUUGAACAGUUCUGGUGCAAACACCAUCUAAAAUUGGAGCAGUGCCUGCAGCUACGCCACUUUGAACAGGACUUCAGAGAGGUUAAAGUGUCUCUGGACAGUUUGAGGGACAGUCUAACCAGCUUAUCAGUUAUCAGAGACUGUCUGGCCGGACUUGAACACCUGCUAAAGGAACUGAAAACACUGGAGGAGAAGGCUCAGCCUACACUAGAAAAGGCCCAGCUCCAUGCGCUGCAUGGUGACCAGCUGAUCCAGAGCAACCACUACGCUGUGGACUCUAUUCGACCCAAAUGUGUAGAACUCCGGCGGGUCUGUGAUGACUUCAGCAAUGAGGCCAAGAAAAAGACGGAUGUCCUCUCCAAAUCCCUGCAGAUACACAUGGGCAUUGAAAAGGUAAACCAGUGGUGUGAGUCUGGAAUUUACCUGCUAGCCUCCCAGGCUGUGGAUAAAUGUCAGUCACAGGAAGGGGCAGAGUCAGCACUGACCGACAUUGAACAUUUUCUGGAGUCAGCAGAAAAGAAUCAGCUGACUGAACUGAGGAACCUCCACAACCAGUAUGAGGUUGUCCUGUCUGAGGAUAUCAAGACCAGUGUCCUGAACGCACUGAAGCGGCUGGAGGAUGUCCAGGAGAUGUUUGAGAAGCGGCACGUCAGUCUGAAGAGACUGUCAGCUAAACAGAUGAGGCCCGUCCAACCAGUUGCACCCCGGCCUGAGUCCUCUCCCAAACGGCCCUCACUGAAGAACCCCGCCAGGACUACAGGGAGCCACCAGCCUCUGGCUCGCAGAACUUCUGAUAACUGUAACAGUGGCAAGCAGCCAGCCGAAGCUGAACCCAACAAAAAGAAGAACAUACGCAAGGCCAAGGGAGGCAUCAAGAUUGAGGUGAUGCAUGAGGAAAGCCAAGGGGGUUCCACCCAUGUCCUUGUGACCAAUGAGACAGAGGAGAGUUUGUCCAACAGACGCAGACACAUCAUGACUGAGCUGAUCGAAACAGAGAGGCUAUAUGUGGAAGAACUGCAAAGCAUCAUGGAGGGUUACUUUGCGGAGCUAGAUAAUUCAGAGCUCAGCCACCUUACGCCCCCCACCCUGGAGAACAAAAGGGAUGUUCUGUUUGGUAACCUGCCAGAGAUAUAUGAAUUUCACAACAGGACAUUUCUGAGAGAGCUGGAGAACUGCACGGAGAAGCCAGAGCUGGUGGGAACCUGCUUUCUGAAAAGGAAAGAAGAGCUUCAGGUGUAUGAGAAGUACUGUCAGAAUAAACCCCGCUCUGAAGUUCUCUGGAGACAGUGUGGAGACAGCCUCUUCUUUCAGGAAUGCCAGAAGAAACUGGACCACAAACUCUCUCUGGAUGCCUACCUGCUGAAGCCUGUCCAGAGGAUCACCAAAUACCAACUCAUGCUCAAGGAGAUGUUAAAAUGCAGUAAGAGUGAGGGGAUGGCUGAGUUGGAGGAGGCCUUAGCUACCAUGCUGGACAUUAUCAAGUCUGUCAACGAUUCCAUGCACCAGAUAGCCAUCACUGGCUUUGAGGGAAACCUGAGUGAACUGGGAAAGCUGCUGAUGCAGGGAUCCUUUAAUGUGUGGACUGACCACAAGAAAGGCCACAGCAAGGUGAAGGAUCUGGCCAGGUUUAAGCCCAUGCAGAGGCACCUCUUCCUAUACGAUAAGAUGCUGCUGUUUUGUAAGAAGCGUGAGGAGACCACAGAUGGACAUGAAAAGACCCCAUCCUACAGCUUCAAACACUCACUCAAGAUGAGCGCUGUGGGUAUCACAGAGAACAUCAAAGGAGACAACAAGAAGUUUGAAGUUUGGUACAAUGGCAGAGAGGAGGUUUACAUCAUCCAGGCUCCUUCCAUGGAUGUGAAAAAUAUGUGGGUGUCAGAGAUUCGUAAAGUUCUUACAGGCCAGCUAGAGGCAUGCAGAGAAGCCAGCCAGCUCAACAUCUACGGAGCCCCCAUGAGGAAUGUGCGGAAGCUAGCACUGAGACAGUCUGAUUCAUCAAGUCCAGAAUCAGGCUUCAGGAGGACCAACCCCAGCCCUAAUAUGAGACAGAGGAGAGGUCCCCUCUCUGCUAGCGUAAAGAGCAAGAGACACGAGAUAAAGAGUGAUCCCACUCCAUUUGGUUAUGAAGAUACUUUGCGUGGUGCUAUGGCUGCAGCCGGGAAGUGUCAGAGCAUGAGUAGCAGCACUGCUACUGCUGCUGGCAGCACCUCAGCUGUACCUAGAUCGACCUCCCAACCAGGCUGGACACAGCGGCGUCCCCCUUCCAUGGAUACAGAGGACUUUGAGACAAUCCCCUCCAGUGGAGAGGAAUCCUCCAACUCUUCAGAAGAGGAAGGCAACAAUAAAAAUGGUGACAGCAGCCGUUUCCGGGUGCAGCUGACUUAUGAGUCUCAUGAAGCACGGGACCUCAAAACGGGUGAUCUGGUUCAGUUUCUGGAGGAAGCGGAGACCAGACACUGAUAUCUUCACUGAUCUGUGUACAGCAGCUCUCUCCAACUUUGACGGAAAUGAAGCCAGUACAUGGGGAAAUGUGUCCCAGGACAGCAGAUAAACAAAGCUGACUGUUGUAGCUCAUUAUAAUGGACUACAAGCAUUGUGUUGGACGACAACCAUGACUGAUAACUCUAUAUUUAACUGUACUUUGUCAUCUGUAAUUUCCUAAGCUGGACUUUAAAUAUCAACAACUAUUAGUUUUCUAUGUGUAGUUCUUCUGUUGGACUACAAAUAUAGUCAGUUAUUGUUUUUCAAGCAUAGUUUUUCAGGUCUGACUCAUUGUAGAUUCUUAGUGAAGCCCAUGAAGAAAGCUGGAAUCUUAACAUGUCUGAAUGCCACCGUGGGAAAGCCAUAUAAGAUUUUUAAUUCAACCAGCUGUCGUCUCUGGGGAACUGAAGACUGAUGGAUGUGGACACUUUACAUCCAAAGGUGGUUGAAUUCAGAUUACAUACUGUAGAAAAUGCAAUUCCAGAGUGGUUGGGCUGGAUACCUGAAAUCAAAUCCAAUUUAUGACUUGGAUAACCAUAGGAAAAAGUGAUAAAUUCCAUUUGCUGAUUUUGAGCAGGCCUUGGCAAAGUGCCCUGUUUUGCUGCUACAUUGUGCUGAAGCAAAACUCUUAAAGACCAGGUUCUGCCUCUGCUGCCUCACUUUAGCUGCUUUGGCUUUGCAGGUUCAAACUACAGACACUCCACAGUAGCUGCAGCCUCCAGGAGAACCUAGAAGUUGUCUUGUUUGCCUUUCUUCUCCCUGGUAGAGUACCUACAUAGUGUAAUUACGUAAUUACGUUACAUCAGAUAUAUUAUCUAAACAUGCCCAUUAUCGGACCCUGUAGACUUUCAAAAUAUCUAUAUAAAUUGCUCUAAGAGGUUGAAAGAUAUCUCCCUUUUUAUAUAAAACCCAUAUGUUGUUCUCUGUGCACUGAAAGGGAGAAAAAACAUAUGGUUUACUCUAUCUGGAAAGAAUUAUAUCCUGUUUGUUUAUUUGUUUUUAGUCAUUUGGGGGCAGAAACUGCCUUGUAACGUUGAUAUGGCUAACAUGUUAGCAAACACCUGUCUUUUUGGACAUCAGACAGACAUGGAGUUACAUUGGAAUUCAUUUGUUUCUGGCCACCUGACAAAUGUAAGUCACAUUUUAAUUCUUCUUCUAGGUGUGUUUUCGUCCUCAACUUGACAUCUGCCUGGAUAUAUCUUCUAUGUAGAGACAUAGAAAAUCACUAGUCACAAGCUUUGUUUGACUGCCCUCUGGUGCAAUGCACUUUGAAGCUUGUGUAGGGGUAGCUUGUUUGCCUAAAGCAGCUCUCUGCUAAAUCCAAAGGCAAGUUUGAUGAGAGAGGCAAGACCAAAACCACCACAACAGUGAGCUAAAGGAGUCUAUAAUGAUCUAUAGAGCUGAGCAGAACUACAGAACUAGAUGAUAAUUCUCUGUGGAAUUAUCAAACCUUUCACAUUACACAUUGUUCAUAUACAGUAUAUAUACUGUGUAUAUACACAAUUCAGGCAAAACAUUAAGUCUUUGUGUUGUGUCUGAAAGGUUUAAAAUGUAUUGAUUGGUGCAGCUUUAAAAAAGGUUUGGUAUUUCAUGGGUGCAACAAUUCAGAAAAUCUAAUUCUAAAAGAAUUUCCUUUAUUAGCUAAUGACAGCUUAAUUAUUUUCCAGCAGAAAAUACAUGUGAGAAAUAAAUCAAUCAUAAUGUGUUUUCUUGUUUAUUCACUAUAGAUGGACAGUGAAUAGCAGACCGAAGAAUGCAAACGGCUUUUGAUGCAAAUUAAGUGUUAGUGUAGCACAUCUUUUCUUUAGAUGGGUGGGGUGCUGGUGUAAAUCAUAUUUUGGGAAAUAUAUUUAUCUCUCUGAUUGUUAUGCUACUUGGACUCAUCUCCACAUAAUGGGAUUUUCACUAGUAAGCUUUUUGAGAACAUGCGUAUUGAGAGAAGUCUGACGACUGUUCAGCCAUUUCCUGCAAGUGAUUUUUCAGGGAAAUGCUUUUUUUAACAAGCAGCACCUAGGCUGUUUCCUUACAUCAGUUGCAUAGUGUUCACCUAUUCAGAGAAGAGAACAGCAAUGUAUACUGAUUGCCAGGAGGGCCUUGUAAAUAAACAUCAGUGUUUAUUACAUUUUUUUGGGUAAAGAUCCAUAUUCUGUCUGACUGCCAUAUUGUUAUACAUCAUUCUCCCUCAGGGGCUUUUUGCAUUGAAUUCCACUUCUACUGACAGAUGGAAUUCUACGGACUAUUCACUAUGGAUGGAUGAUUUGAUGGGUGGGUCGGUGAUUGGAUAGCUACAUAGACUGGUGGGUGGUGGAUGGAUGGAUGAUGGAUGGAUUGAUGGUUACCAUCUGUAACAGAGGGCAGAACUCUAUUAAAGGCCAUAUGCAUUGAUAUUAGUCUGAUUGUAAAGACAAACACUCCUCUUGAACAUGCUGUAUAUUUUGUCAUCCUAUGUUAAAUGAAAAAUAUGUAUCUUUGUAAGGAAAACAUUUCAGUUUUAUUGAAUCCUGCUGCAAUUUAAUUGCCAUUUACCAAUGCUAUAGAAUGUAUCAAGUCUGUAUAUUGUAUCUUUCAUUGUAAUGUACAUAC
Xiphias gladius (swordfish) is the source of this 6006-nucleotide messenger RNA. It is a transcript of the gene mcf2l2, whose product is annotated as MCF.2 cell line derived transforming sequence-like 2. The record is from RefSeq and is a predicted model, not a curated record. Bases 97 to 3402 code for a protein of 1101 amino acids. Gene Ontology annotation, molecular function: guanyl-nucleotide exchange factor activity. The transcript has 32 exons. Gene Ontology annotation, biological process: intracellular signal transduction. Gene Ontology annotation, cellular component: cytoplasm. NCBI's taxonomy places the organism in Eukaryota, Metazoa, Chordata, Actinopteri, Istiophoriformes, Xiphiidae.